Molecule: messenger RNA, 923 nt
Organism: Laccaria bicolor S238N-H82
Lineage: Eukaryota; Fungi; Basidiomycota; Agaricomycetes; Agaricales; Hydnangiaceae
Exons: 9
Coding region: 14-880 (288 amino acids)
Biological process (GO): tRNA modification
Molecular function (GO): RNA binding
Source: RefSeq, a predicted model, not a curated record
ACUCAUCUUGACCAUGUCAAAUUCGAAGCACAAAGCACCAUCAACCGAUACAAGAAAGAAGAAAUAUCGUUCUGAUGGCACCCCCAUUUGGGGCAAACGACAUAUCGAUGGACCUGGAGUAUGGGUUAGCUGCGUGAAGGGAAAGGAAAAGAAAGCAGUCGGAGAAAUAUACGACGUAUUCGAAUCGAUAGCCUCUGAAAUCUGGCCAAUAACGGAUGCCGAUUCAGGAGACACUGAUUCUGACGCUGAAUCCAAGAACGUCAGCAUAGAGGCUCAGAUUGCCAAUGAAGUCUCUGCGAUUAAACGCCCAAGGACGGAACAAAGAUUUGCAAAUUGCCAAACAAACACGCCAUGCGUAAUAUUUAUCUCGUGCAAACCACCUGUGGAUCCUGUUGAGCUUGUGGUCAAGUUUAUUAAGAGCGUUGAAACAACGGGUGUAUCUCGAACAAGAUAUACUCAUCGCCUCGUUCCAGUGUCAGGAAAUUGUGUCGCUAACCUUCCUGAAAUUGACGCACUGUGUCGCACGGUAUUCCAGCCUUUCUUCGACAAACAUGGGGAAAGAAAGUUUACGUACAAAAUUGAAUUGCGAAUGAGGAACCACACGACAAUACCACGCCAGGCUCUCAUCCAACAUGUCGCUCAAUGUAUCCCGGAAGGUCACAAUGUUUCCUUGGCUAAUCCAGAAAUCUUCGUUCUCGUCGAGGUUUUCAAGAGUGUCUGUGGCAUCUCUAUCGUAGAAGAUUACUACCGCUUGCAAAAAUUCAACGUCGCUGAGAUUGCAAGCAAGAAGAAUAUGGACAAGUCAGAUGAAGGCCGAGCAUUUCAGACAACUGACGGCGCGGCUAGUAAAGAAAGAGCUGGUAUUACAAACGAUGAUUAAUGUACAGUAGAAUUUGCUACAAGCCAACCGCAGCCUCUCCCUA